AUGGGCGGGAUCUGGAAAAGAAGCUACACGGAGCGGGGAAGAGGAGGCGGAGGAGAAAGAGGAGAAAGAGGAGGGCGCAAAGCUCCCCACGGGCCUCGGUCCCUCCCGUACGCACUGCGAUGCACCCAGAGGCCGCAAGGGGGUGCGGCAGCAUCUUGGGGCCUGCGCUUCGGGGUGAGCGCAGCGCAGGGCUGGCGCAUACACAUGGAGGACGAGCAUUGCGCUUAGCUCGCGCUACCUGGGCUGCCCUCCGGAUGGGCUUUCUUCGCUGUCCUCGACUGCCACUGCGGGGCACAAGCCUCCCUCUUCGGCGCGCGCCACCUGCCAGGCCACGUGUUGGAGGCGUAGGGCCCAGCUCCUGGUGAGCCGGAGGGCGUGGGCCGGGCGCUUCGCCCCGCCUUAAUGAGUGCAGACGCACGCCUCUGCUCGCUCUGGCCCCACGGCGAGCCGGGAGGCUCCACCGCCAUGGCAUUGCUCAUCUCCCCGAGCUUUCUGUACCUGGCGCACUGCGGUGACUCCCGCGCGGUGCUGAGCCGCGCGGGCGCCGUGGCCUUCAGCACCGAGGACUAUCGUCCCCUCCGGCCUCCGGAACGCGAGCGCAUCCAUGACUCGGGCGGCACCACCUGCCGCCGGCGCCUCCAGGGCUCUCUGGCAGUGUCGAGAGAACUAGAAGCUGCUUACAAGGAGGUUCCUGGAAGGCCCCCUGAGCUGCAGCUCGUUUCCGCGGAGCCUGAGGUGACCGUCCUAGAACGGCGGGCGGAGGAUGAGUUCUUGUUCCUGGCCUCGGAAGGCGUGUGGGACGCGAUGUCUGGAGAGGCCCUGGCGGGACUCGUGGCAUCACGCCUCUGCUUAGGCCUGGCCCCAGAGCCUCUCUGCGCUCAGCUCUUGAACAUGUGUCUUUGCAAGGUCUUGGGGGCGGGGCUUGGGAUCACUGAGGGGAUGAACCUAAGGGAUUUAGGGCGGAGGGAUUUUAAUGGAAAGGAUUCAAGGGAACUGGAGGAGAGGGUGGGGCUCCACUAAAGGGCGUGACCAGAUGGGAUGGGGGCGUGCCCAAAACAUGGAGAGGGCGGAGCCUGAUGGAUGCCUUGAGGCAAGAUGGCGAAGUGGUACCAGAGGUGUUAGGGCAGCCUGGAUAACAUGAUCUGCAUUCUGGUCUGCUUCACCGGGGUCCCAAGGCCUUGUGAGGAGGCAAUCAGGAAGGAGCUAGCACUGGACACAGCUCUGGGCCGCAGGGUCACCAGUGGGCAAGCUCUAGGAGCGCAGCGGGACGGGUGGUCGGCAAGCAGGGGUACCCAAAUAACCCUUGCCUCCUUGUCAGAGCUGUGUUCCUCUGUCCAGGAACCCCCAGCUUGAACAGGGUUUUCUAGACUCUGGCCUCAGAGGACAUCCCAGAUUUACCUCCUGGGGGAGGUCUGUACUGCAAGUG
This is a messenger RNA of Hipposideros armiger (great roundleaf bat), 1426 nucleotides long. It is a transcript of the gene PPM1N, whose product is annotated as protein phosphatase, Mg2+/Mn2+ dependent 1N (putative). Gene Ontology annotation, molecular function: protein serine/threonine phosphatase activity. The record is from RefSeq and is a predicted model, not a curated record. Lineage: Eukaryota; Metazoa; Chordata; Mammalia; Chiroptera; Hipposideridae. Gene Ontology annotation, biological process: protein dephosphorylation.